This is a messenger RNA of Scylla paramamosain (green mud crab), 5819 nucleotides long. RefSeq names its product mucin-5AC-like. Gene Ontology annotation, molecular function: phosphatidylinositol-4-phosphate binding; phosphatidylinositol-3,4-bisphosphate binding; phosphatidylinositol-4,5-bisphosphate binding. NCBI's taxonomy places the organism in Eukaryota, Metazoa, Arthropoda, Malacostraca, Decapoda, Portunidae. The transcript has 22 exons. The coding region runs from base 108 to 5819 and encodes 1903 amino acids. The record is from RefSeq and is a predicted model, not a curated record.
GUGUGGCGGUGGUGUUACGGGCACGCGGCUGGUUGGAUCAGUGCAGCUUUGGCAGGUGGAGGGAGUAGGUGCGUCUGGUGCUGCGUGUCCAGGGAAUGUAAUAUAAGAUGUGCACGAGCGAGUGGGAGGGGCUGCUGGAGCGGCGGCUGGCCAUGCUGCCCGGCUCCCGCGACCCAGGCGGCGGCCCCAUCCUGGUGAUCUCCCUGCCCCAGGACCCCACCCUGCACGACUCAGGGGGCAUCUCGGCCACCAUCAAGUACCUUAAGACCAUCCCCAGUCUGAGUGCAAGGGACCGCGGGUGGGUGGUGGUGGUGGACGCCCGCGUGUGUCACUACCGCCUGGUCAAACCCACCGUGAGCACCGUGCGGGCUGCCCUGGGCCACCUGCGUCACCUGUUCGUGGUGCGGCCUGAGGGAUUCUGGGACAAGCAGCGCGUGGACUGCCGCAAGAGUGAGGUGGACAGCCAGCCCAUCUACGUGACGGUGAGCAAGCUGACGCGGCACAUCGAGCCCUCUCAGCUGCCUGUGGAGCUUGGCGGCACCCUGGAGUAUGACCACCCUGCCUGGCUCAAGACUCGCAAGGCUUACGAGGAGUUUGUGGAUGAGUGCGAGAGGGCGCGGCGGGACUUGGAGACUCUGCAGGUGGAGUUGAGGCGAGAGGAGCCUUGCAGCCGCGCCUCCACCCUGCACGACCUGCUCUCCGUCAACACCAACACCUACACCACCAUCACUGCCAGGCCUUCCAUCAUCUUCAACAUGGGUCAGGAGGUGCUGAAGGUGCUGGAGAUGGACGAGGAGUCAGGCUUCAGGGUUUGCGAGGGGCAGGGCGACGCGGCAGAGGCGGCGUCCAGGGUGCGGGCGAUGCUUCACGACCUGCACCUGCUCACCACUGCCGUGGAGGCCUGCUGGAGGAGGCUCAACACCGCCCUCGACACCUACAUGCAGGUGCGGGAGCUGGAGACGGAGAUGAAUGACAUAGGGAAGUGGCUGGUGUCGGCUGGGCAGACACUGCUGGCGGAGACGAGCAUCGGCAACACCACGGACCAGGCGGAGGCGCUGCUGCGGGAACACGAGGCCAUCGAGCUCAAGUGUCGGGAGACGUACGGGCGGUGGGCGGGGCUGCGGUACAGGGUGGAGGACGCCCUGGACCGCGGCGACGGGGACCUGCGCGCCCUGGCAGACCACCGCACCACCACCACCGACCUGCGCUCCCUCAAGGACUACACCGACACCCUCGUCAGGACCUUCGCGUCUCGUUUGGACCGCCGCCGCACGCUCAUCCUGGCCUCCGUCAGGUUCCACCGCAUCGCCCACCAGAUGGAGGAGCGGUGCCACAUCCUGCUGCAGCCCCACCGCUGGCUGCCGCAGACUGACGACGUGGAGCCGCUCAAGAAGACCCUCAGGGAACUCACCGCCAGGAAGGAGGCUAUUGACUACCUCGCCUCGGAGGGCACGCGGGCGGGGGAGAAGCUGCUGGACCUGCUGACGGUGGGCGUGAAGGACCUCUCUGGUCGGGACAUCACGCCAGACUACACGGCGGAGCUGAACCACGUGCACGCCCUCCUGACGGCGCAGCAAGAGCACUAUUGCAGGGCGGCGCGCCAGGCAGACCUCCACAAACUGCGCCUCCAGCAGAACAUCCAGCUGCUCACCUGCCAGAGGGAUGUGAGGCAGGCACAUCGGUGGCUGCGGGCGCUGCUGGAGGCGCUGAUCAAGGCUCACUCCCACGUGGGCAGGUCCUCAGAUGAGAUACGCAGACUCAAGGCAGAGCACCAGCAGUUCCAGGACACAGCGGCGGGGACCUUCGAGUACGGCUAUGAGUCAGCGCGCGCCGCCCUGCUGGUGGAGAAGUCUGCGGGCGGGUCUGUGCUGUGCGAGAGUCGUAACUUAGUGGACGACCUGGAGAAAGUGUGGAAGAUGUUUGUGCAGGGGUCCCAGGAGCAGCUGACGAGGCUGAGAGUGGCGGGGGUCUUCUUCAGGACCAUGGAGCAGCAUCUGGAGCGCCUGGACCGCCUCUGUGCGGGCGUGGUGGAGCGCGUGGCGGGGCGUGGUUGCCUGACAGGGGACGGCGACAUGCGCUCCCUCCUCUCCUGCCGGGACCGUCUGCUGCGUGAGAUCGGCAGGAACGUGCGUCUCGGCAAGCUGCUCAAGGAGAGACUGACGGACCCUCUCGUGCCCAGCUUCAGCCUGCGGGACCACAACGAGAACAUCUUAGCCCAGGAGUCCAUCACGGAGAGGAUUCAACACGUGACGUCCCGCGCCCAGCACCUAGACAGCCUCAUGUUCCCGUCAGCAGCCGCCACCUCCCCGCCCGUCCCCGCCACCCCUCCCUCGCCGCCCGCCACGCCCCCGGAGCCUGUGUCGCGGGCGGAGACUGAGUAUGAGGGGAGCGGCAGCAGCACCACCACCGAGUACUGGACGUGUUCAGAAUGCACGUGCACGGGGUCAGGCUCGUACCACACGUGCCCGGAGUGCCAGGAGCUGCAGGACCUCUUCACGCCAGACGACACCAGGCCGCCCUCCGAGGAUGACCUGCCGCUCGACGAGAUCCUGCGGCGGAGGUCAAGGUCGAGGACGAAAUCAGGAUCCAAGGGCAAGGAUGACCCCGCCAGACGCCGCAGCAGGUCAAGAUCACGCAGUCGGUCCACUCCUCGAAGGGUGGACGCCGAGGAGGUGAAGGCGGCGGCGACGAAGGCGAAGAAGGAAGCGCCGCAGGAUCACCCUGAUGCCAUCCAGAGGGCCACGCGGUGCAGGUCACGCUCCAGGUCCAAGUCCCUGACGCGCGAGAUUGUAGCGUCCUUCAAGGAGUUCAGGGACAAGGUGACGCGUGGCAGGUCACGCUCAAAGUCCCGGGAGCGCAAAGCAGCAGCAGCAGCUGCAGCUGCAGCAGCAGCAGAGGCGGUGGGGGCGCAGUCGAAGGAGAAUGGCGAUGUGCAGAAAGCAGCCCCUGGAGAGCCGCCAGAGGCCGCCCAGGACUUCCAGAUCCCCGUGCAGGUGGAGAGGGAAGCCCCGCAAACCCCGCCCUCCCCGGAGAAGGCGUGGAAGGAGGUGAGCACGGAGACGAGGAGGACGCGCGUGGUGCUGCACGGCGGGGACUCCCAGGGGGACAGAACCCUCACGCUGGAGCACGUCACGUCCCUCAGGAAGCCAGACGACACCGUGGACUCUCGCACCGCCAGGGACUCCUACAGGUGGCACUCUCCACCCCCCACCACCACCACCACUACCUUCACCUCCUCCACCACAGCCGCCUCCCCACCACCACCACUGCGACCCUCCUCCACUACCUCCACUACCGCCACCACCACCGCCAUCCCCACCGCUACGUUUUCCACAAUCCAGUUACCACAAGCGGCUGCCUCCACCUUUUCCUCCUCCUCCGCUGCUUCUUCCUACACUUCCUCCUCCACUUCCUCGCCCAUCCACCGUCCAGUUAUGGUCUCCGCUUCCACCUCUCCUCCACCUCUCUCCCCAGUCAGCACCACAGCCUCUUCCUCCACCUCAGCACCCAUCCACCGUCCUGUUAUGGUCUCCACUUCCACCUCCCCUCCACCUUUAUCUCCUGUUGCCGCCACAACGUCUUCCUCCACCUUGCCACCUGCUCCUCGUCCAUUCAUGGUUUCCGCCUCCACCUCUCCCCCGCCCCCUCCCGCCCCUGCGCCCCUGGUCGCCGUCUCCACCCCCGGGCAGCCCUCACCAACGGACACUUGGCCUCCUCUCCCUCCUUCAGUGGUUGAGGCGCCCUCCUCUCAGUGGCCCUCCAGCGCUGUUUCACCGCCUCUCACCUCUUCUUUUACUACUUCUGCUGUUGCUGCAGCUGUUGCUGCUGCUGCUGUGUCAUCUUCUGCGCCUCCUCCCGCGACAGCAGUUUCUACUUCUGCGCAGCUCUUGGCCACCGCUUUGCCUCCUGUGUCACCCGCGCCGCAGCAACAGUCCGUUCUGACGCCUGCUUCGCCUGUUCAGCAGCAGCCCACUGCCCCUGCUGGCGGGUCUCUGCCUCAGCAGCCUCCUGUUGGCGUUUCUUCUCAAUCACGAGUCACAGUUCCUGGCGAGGCUCCUUCAGCACCCCAGCAGGCGCCUGCGAGGCAGCACCCAACUCCUGCUGCCUCAGGGGACUCCACUCAGCAGACCACAGUUGUUCCUUCUCUGCAGCGACCUUCAGUCUUCACUGCUGCUCCCACUCAGCAAAAAAAGUCUACGACUAUCAUCUCACAGCAGCAGCAGCAGCAGCUUCCCCUUCCCUCAACGCCUGCUUCUGCUUCCGCUGUAUCGCCGCCCUUCACCACCUCCCUGCCGCCUCCCUCCGCCACUAAGGGUGUCCUGCUGGGCCCGCAACCUUUCCUCAAACGCUCUCCCUCACCUGUCUCUUCCCCUUCCUCUAGACACACGCCUCUAGUCUCCGCCGCUUCCGUAGCCGCUGUAACAUCUCCUGUGGUGGCCGCGCCGCCUUACGUAGAGACGCCCCCGCUCGUGCCGCGUUUGCCCUCCCCCGUAGUGACUCCUCAGGGAGCAGUCCGACAGUCCUCCCCAGCCGCGGCUCACAAAAGCCUUCCGCCGCUGGGACUUGCUUCUCCCCCGGGCGAGGCUGAGUGGUGGCCAUCGCCCCCCGACGAGCCGCCGCCCGAGGAGCCCACCCUGCUGCAGGUGAGGCCUGAGUCGCCGCGCCUCGCCCCCAGGCAGCACAGGGAGGGCGCCUCCUCGCCCUGCAGGGCACACCGCGAAGAGGAGACGCCUCCCCCGCGCCCUCCGCCCCCAAACCUGGCCAUGUCCGCCUCGCCAGGGCGCCCGCCACGCCAUCCCGCUCCCCGCAUCGAGUCCCCACCUCCCAGGCCACCAGUACCUACUUACAUGACCCUCCUCGGGGAGCACGACACCCCGCCCCCCCGCCCCUCGCCCCCCGCCUCGCAGCGCGAACUCACCCCGCCCCGUCCCGCCCCACCCGCCUCACACGAUCCCUUGCAAGAGUUCUCGUGCCCCCCGCCACGCCCUGACCCGCCCAGCGACGACGCCGACGACGAGCGGGAGGCGACGCCGCCCAGGCCGCUGCCGCCGCACGAGUACGAGGUGGCGUGCCACCCGCGGCGUCCCUCGCUGCCCACAAUCCACGAGUUGUCCCCGCCGCUCCCCGAGGCGGGGGAGGAGCCCCAGCAAGGUAACGAGAGGGAGCGCACGCCGCCGCGCCCCAGGCAACCCUCACUCACCCGCUUUACUCCUCCCAGACCCGCAGAGGACGACGCCGACCCCCUGGCGCCGCCACCUGUGCCGCCCCCGCCCGCGUGUGAGCCAGCAGGCGCGGCGCAGCGGGGGAAGGGCGUCCCUGUAGAGGCCCCCGAGCACUCCUCGCCGUCCGACCAUCCCUACACUUCCUCGUCCCCUGAGAAGUCUGGCACGUCGCCGGACAAGGAGUCAGACCCAGACGCCAGUGCCGCGCCCACCCAAGGAAUGAGAGGAAGUGGCAGAGGAGUGGGCGUGACGGACCUCACAUCCCCGCGCAUCUUAGGUCUCCCGCCUCCCUUUCCGCACCCGAAAGAAGGCGUGGACGAGAUAGAGAGGAAGCUGCGCAAGGGAAAGUUUAAUCAGUACUCUGCACCAUCAACAGGAAAAAUACCCAUGAGAACACGAAAAAUUGUCUUUGUGGACUUUGAAAAGUCAUUAAACUCCUCCUCCUCCUCCUCCUCCUCCUCCUCCUCCUCCUCCUCCUCCUCCUCCUCCUCCUCCUCCUCCUCCUCCUCCUCCUCCUCUUCCUCCUCUUCUACCUCCACUACUACCAACUACCACCACCACCACCUCCUCUUAGCCAUACACAACACAUUCCCAUGA